Molecule: messenger RNA, 2286 nt
Organism: Kwoniella mangroviensis CBS 8507
Lineage: Eukaryota; Fungi; Basidiomycota; Tremellomycetes; Tremellales; Cryptococcaceae
Exons: 24
Coding region: 1-2286 (761 amino acids)
Biological process (GO): aspartate transmembrane transport; L-glutamate transmembrane transport; malate-aspartate shuttle
Molecular function (GO): L-aspartate transmembrane transporter activity; calcium ion binding; L-glutamate transmembrane transporter activity
Source: RefSeq, a predicted model, not a curated record
AUGUCCGACUCACAGGCACCGCUCACGUCCAGGUUAUCUUCCACCAUAAAAUCAACAGCCGGUUCACUCGCUUCUUCCGUCAAACCCGCAGAGAACGAAUUGGCGAGAUGGAGAAGGACUUUUGAUAGAUUCGCAAAAGAGGAGAUUGAGGGGAAGAAAUACCUCAAUCCUUCUCAGUUUAUCGAUGCCAUCGCUCCCACUGAUGAGGGUUUCAGUAAGAUCAAAAGAGAACAAUACACCAACUUGUUCACAGUAGCGGACAAUACUGGACGAGGAUUGGUAUCAUGGGAGGAUUUCGUUGUGUUUGAGACCUUGCUGAAACGACCCGAUGCGGAUUAUCAACUUGCUUUCCUCGUUUUUGAUACCGACGCCUCUGGGACUAUCGAGUUUGACGAGUUCAAAGCGGUGCUCUCUGCUAACACUGCUGCCAGUGGAAUACCCUUUGACUUUGAUUGUGACUGGAUGAAGCUUUACGUUGGUAAACGAGGUGGACGACAUGUUCUAGGAUAUCACGAAUUCACGCAGCUCAUAAAAGGAUACCAAGGUGAAAGGCUUCGACAAGCUUUCCACCACUUCGAUCAAGAUGGCGAUGGUUAUAUCAGUCCGGAAGAGUUCCAAAGAAUCAUUGUAGAGAUUGCUGGACACAAAUUAUCAGAUUCAGUUCUUGAGAGGUUACCUACGCUUUGUACGAUGAACCCGGGUAGGAAGAUUAGUUAUUCGGAGGUCAUAGCUUUCCAUAACAAGAUGGACGCUGUCGAACGUAUCAUCGAACACGCAGUGAGGAAAUCGAAAGAUGGUAGAAUCGAUGUAUCAGAUUUCCUGGAUGAAGCUGCUUCUAGUAUGCGAUAUGGAAUGUUCACCCCUAUGGAGGCACAAAUCAUCUGGCAUUUCGCUACUCGUGGAAGUGCUUCCACCAGCUCUCGACUCGGUUCAGCUGAUUUCCAAGCCCUUCUCGAUGCCAAGUGGCAACCACCUGAAGCUGCUAUACAACCUCAAGUGACAGCCUCUCGAAGUGUUCUGUCUCAGCUAGGUCAAUCCGCCUACGGUUUCUUCUUGGGUGGUAUAGCAGGUGGUAUAGGUGCCUAUGUUGUAUACCCAAUUGAUUUGGUCAAGACUCGAUUACAAAAUCAACGAUCUACUGUGGUUGGAGAAGUGCUUUACCGAAAUGCCGCAGACUGCGUAAGAAAGGUAUACGCCAACGAAGGAGGUAUAAGAGCUUUCUACCGAGGUGUCAUGCCUCAGCUCGUCGGUGUAGCACCUGAGAAAGCCAUCAAAUUGACCGUCAACGAUUUCGUGAGGAAAAAGGCAACCGAUCCUGAAACCGGUAGAAUCCCAUUGUAUAUGGAGAUCUUUGCGGGUGGUAUGGCCGGUGGAUGUCAAGUGGCCGUCACCAAUCCUCUUGAAAUUACGAAAAUUCGUUUACAGAUGGCUGGUGAGAUAACGAGAGCGGAAGGAGGUGGUGCAGUACCCCGAGGGGCGCUGCAUAUCGUCAAACAACUCGGUUUAGUAGGAUUGUACAAGGGUGCUAUCGCUUGUUUCUGGAGUGAGGAGAGAGGGGUGGUAAGAUCGAAGAAGGUGACGGCAGAAACGGACGGGAAGAGAUGGAUGGACGUUGAAGGGAAGGAGGAGAAUCAGGAGAAUGCGAAGCAGAAGGAUAAGGAUAAGGGAGAAGAUGGCGAACAGACAAGGAGGAACGCAGGGGAAGACGACAGGGACAGGAGACAACAGGCCGAAAUGUCAAUGAUUUACUUCACAGCAUACGCUCACUUGAAGAAAGAUCUUUUCCACGAGGGCAGGCGAGGAAAAGUGCUCAGUUUCGGAGAACUUCUCACUGCUGCCGGUAUCGCUGGUAUGCCCGCUGCUUAUUUGACAACACCGGCCGAUGUGGUCAAAACCCGACUUCAGUCGCAAGCCCGAGCUGGUCAGACCGUGUAUAAAGGUGUUGUAGAUGGAUUCACCAAGAUCUUACAGGAGGAAGGUGUCAGAGCCUUGUACAAGGGUGGUCUUGCUCGAGUGAUUCGAUCAUCUCCUCAAUUCGCCGUGACACUAGCGAUGUAUGAAGUCUUAUCCAAGACUUUCCCUUACCCAUUCGCCCCUGCUGUCCCCCUCGCACCUACCACCUCCCGACCGUCAUUGUCCUCUUCUCAGGAUAUCUCGAGAGUAAGAGCGAGAAACGCACUUAGAAUCUUGUUAGAUUGCAGUUCGAGGUUCGGUAUGGUCAAUAGUCAAACGGCUUCGCAAGGUGUAGCGAGUUUACCGAAAGUUUUCAGAUCUUCGUCGUCAUAG